AUGGCGGGAAGCGUCGACCCGCCAACGGACGUCUCACUCGAUGGCACGUCCUUGGCCUCUGACGCCAGUCAGUGGAAGCUGGUGGCGCCAGGAGUGUGGGACCUGACUAGGAGUCUCGACUGGACGACCACUGCUCUAGGGAGCGCCUUGACUGGUGUCAGGGCCGAAGUGUCGCACGCGGAUGUGAACGGCAACGCGGUGACCGCGUCGGGAUCGCUGGCUAAGAUCGGUGCUCUUGAUACUGCCCUCGCAGUGCUGCCAUCCAUGGCAGGCGGUCGAUUCCAAGCCAUGUUCUCCGGCGCCGUGGUAGGGGGAGCCAAGAUCCGCAUCGCCACCAGCACCUACACCAAGGUCGGCCUGGAGGUGCACCUGGCCUUCAUAAGAGGCGCGACACUCAACACAGCUUGUGCUCUUCCCCUCACCUGCUUUACCUCUUGUGUCCUCUGCUGUCCCCCCUCUGCUGCCCCUCCUCUCUGCAACCACUCUCUGCCCCCCCUCUCUGCCCCCCCUCUCUGCCCCUCCUCUCUGCCCCGCUUCCCUUCACCCUCUCUCUGCCCCUUCUCUCUGCCCUCCGUCAUGCAGCGACACCAAGCUGACAAGUCGGCCCCUCUCGCCCUCGCAUGCCCCUUCGCCUCGAACAUCAAGGGCGUGUUCACUUGCUCCAAGACCGUCGACGUGAAAAUCCCCGCGGGAAGUGCUACCACACCUGGUGUCCUGGGACUGCAGAAAUUUAUGGCUGCGCUGGUGGGAGCUACUAUGUCGGGUGACAAUCUGGCUGCAACCUUCACCCUCACAGUCGGCGGACAGGAGGAGAACCUCUAUUAUGCUCUAUAG
Messenger RNA from Closterium sp. Naga37s-1, 834 nucleotides. NCBI's taxonomy places the organism in Eukaryota, Viridiplantae, Streptophyta, Zygnematophyceae, Desmidiales, Closteriaceae. The record is from the annotation of a GenBank genome assembly.